Aquila chrysaetos chrysaetos is the source of this 6876-nucleotide messenger RNA. It is a transcript of the gene LHFPL2, whose product is annotated as LHFPL tetraspan subfamily member 2. The record is from RefSeq and is a predicted model, not a curated record. Gene Ontology annotation, cellular component: membrane. Bases 2074 to 2760 code for a protein of 228 amino acids. Lineage: Eukaryota; Metazoa; Chordata; Aves; Accipitriformes; Accipitridae. The transcript has 3 exons.
UUAACUUUUUUUUGGCAGGCUGACACGUCAGCGUUCUGUUAUUACAAAGGGUGUAUUCGAGUCAUCGGUAUGUCAGGUUGCUUGAAAACUUCAUGCUUUCCCCCAGAAAAUGGAAAAUGAGCUGAACUGUUAUCUCAGUAUGGCUAAAAGUACAACUAAGUGUUUUGCCUUUUUUUAAGGCCAUGCUGUAACAUCAAAAUAAGGGAUACAAAAUUCACUUGUUGGCACAGCAGCUUAAGUCCAUGUAUCUGCUAGUACUAGAGGAGUCUGCAGAUCUAGACAAGGAAGAGAAAUGCGGAUAAAAUCUUGCAGAUGAUUCACGAGGACUAGUAUAGGAGGGAGUAGAAAUUGCUGGAUGAAAUUCUGGAUAUGUUGAAGUUGUGGGGGUGUGUUUCGUUUUGCUUUCAGUGGGACUACGAUUCAACCAGUGGGCUCAAAACUCCUAAGAAAUUAAAUACCAACCCCAUGACAAAGCUAAAAAGAAAAUUGGGGAUGUCUGUUUUUCUGGCAUCUGCUGACCCCUUUCUGUUCGGCAGCAGUGCAGCAAUGAGGUCCAGGUAUGGUUCUCAACUCUCUUGCCUCCAGUUCAAUGUCAGUAUUUUGGUUUUUGUGAGGAAAACUUGGAAGUGCUAUGUUCUCAUCAUGGAGGGGGUAAUGUGAGGGCAUUUCCUGCUCCCACCCUUGCUUUCAGGCAACACAGUUUCAGUUCAAGCACAGAGGCAUGUGCAAUGACCCAUUUGUUAUUUUGAGGCCAGUAUUUGGAGAUGCGUUGGAAGUAUAGUGAUCUCUGAUUGCCUUUUGCACUAAGAUAAGUGUAACUGAGAAUGUCAUCAGCUACUGCUGAAAGGCAGCAUAAAGGCUCGGGGAAAGCCCUAGGGAACAUUUUCCUGCAGUCCCAGCAUGCACAGGGCUGUGGAAGGGGGUAAUUGAGAGGAGUCAGGAAUCUCAAGGCUGACUGGCAACCCCUCUCACCGGGGCUCUUGGCCACUUGGCAGCGACUGAAGCAUUUUUCUGCAGAUUCCUGUUUACAGGGGCAUAAGUCACAAGAGGCUGCUGCUGUUGGCAUCAGUUCAAGAUGAGGUGUGUGACAUACCUGCAGGCAGAUUGCUUUUCUGAAACACUGGUGCAAAGCUGGAUACAGAACCCGGGGAAGCACCGCUCCUGCAAAACCCAGGCUUCAAAGGAAUGGGCUGUGUCACCACAUCGCAGGGCGGGCUGUCCCCAGCUGCAAUGCUGUUCACCUCCUCUCAAGGCUGGGGUUGGCUCAGCUGCAGUCAGCAGAAGCCCAGAAGGUUGGAACAAGGUUCCUUCAUUGCCCCUUGCACCCAGGUGCCCACGGCACAUGGAGCUGUGCCUGCCUUCCUUUCUGAAGGCAUGCUGUGCUGCCUUCCUAAACUGAAGGCAGGAGCAGCACGUCUGUGAAACUGCUUAAACGUGUACGAACAUUUUGCUGGGUAACUGCCAGCAACGUUGGUAAUUUCGACCAGAGGAAGAUGGUGGGGGCGUGGUGGCAGGAGUGGGUGGGACUGCUGGGUAUUACUGAGACCUUUGCUUGCAAAGGGCUUGACAAACACCCGCGGUGGGAUGGGGCAAAGCAGAUAUGUACCUUUAAGUACGGGCUGGGUAGCGGGAGAUUAAUCACUCCCCUGGGACAAACCCAAGAGGUUUCCAGCAGGCUCUGUUUGACCGGCCCUUGUUAGAGCUUUUGCAUGUAGAUGUGUGUGAUGUCAAAGAGUGGGCAGUCCUUGCGGCCUCCCCCGCCAGCCUGCAGCAUCAUGUGCCAGUAUGAAUAUUAAGAAAGAAAAGCGUACUUCAGAGCUCAUCAUCCCAGAAAGAAAAAAGGAGGAACUAAACAGAGAGAACAAAUGACUGUACUGCUUGCAAAACUUGGGGCCGGUCACUUUUUCUCCUGAGAAAUUUCAUCUUGGCCUUUGUGAGAGAGCUGAAAGAGCAGGCAGAGCAGCCACAGUGAUUUUCUUAGAGUCCUUUUUUUCUUUCUUAAUUUAAUUUUUCCCCCUCGUGCCUGGAUUUCAAGACUGUCAGCUGUACUGAUCAGAAGCACUGAACAUCAAUAUGUGUCAUGUCAUUGUAACAUGUCGGUCGAUGCUAUGGACUCUCCUGAGUAUUGUGGUGGCUUUCGCAGAGCUCAUUGCUUUCAUGAGCGCAGACUGGCUGAUUGGCAAAGCAAAGCCUUCAAGCUCUGAGGAUGUGGACAACAGAACGGGAGGGUCGCAGGAGCCUUACCAUCCAACGCUGGGCAUCUACGGGCGCUGCACCAGAAUCUCCCACAUGCAGCUUUCUAGACGAGACACGCUUUGUGGUCCUUACGCCGAAAACUUCAAUGAGAUUGCCAGUGGGUUCUGGCAGGCAACCGCUAUUUUCCUAGCCGUGGGAAUCAUGAUUCUCUGUGCUGUGGCAUUUGUGUCUGUCUUUACUAUGUGUGUGCAGAGUAUUAUGAAGAAAAGCAUUUUUAAUGUCUGUGGGCUGCUACAAGGGAUUGCAGGCCUCUUCCUUAUCUUAGGCUUGAUACUUUACCCUGCAGGUUGGGGAUGCCAGAAAGCAAUAAGCUAUUGUGGACCUUAUGCUUCUGCUUACAAACUUGGAGACUGCUCCUUGGGCUGGGCUUUCUACACAGCUAUUGGUGGCACUAUUCUGACGUUCAUCUGUGCAGUCUUCUCGGCGCAAGCUGAAAUAGCCACAUCCAGUGACAAAGUGCAAGAAGAAAUAGAAGAAGGAAAAAACCUUAUCUGUCUCCUUUAACUCCAGUGGGGAAAAAAUACCAGUGCCUGGGUCUUAAUCUGCUUUCCAUUGUCUGGACAAGCAGAUCUGCUUACCUGUUUCUACCAUUUGUGUGAUUGAGCCCCAUGCAUUCCACCCCCGAACUACUGAAAUGGUCUUUCUUCUUCGCUGGGCAAUGAGGAUCACAGAAAGGAUCCCAAGAAAGCAGAAUGUAAAUACUUGGGGAUUUUUUUAGUUUCACUCUAUGAUCAGGACACAGUGGAAUAUAUUAAUCUGACUGGGGAGGUGAGGAAUCUUGUGUAUAUAGCAGGAAUGUUGUUGUUAUAACUGACAAAUUCUGAUUGAUCAGAUUGCCUUACCCACCUUGGUCACUUUGAAGAAUUUGGAUUUAAAAUAAUAAAAGCCAGCACAUUAUUAUUGUUUUUUCUUACACAAGAGAAGCCUAUUUUAAUUAGGCUUUGUUUCCAAGGGCUCCCCUCACCUGUGAGUAUUUCACCACCACCUGGUUUGGUACCAUAAUUUUCAUUGAGGUGCUUUUUGAUACUGAACUUCCUUAAAGUACAGUGCCUUCUCGGAUAGUAAGUAUAUGUUGGAGAUAGCAAAGCUGAUGUGAUGCAGUUUACACCAAACUUUAAGCAUUUAAAAGUUGAGUCCUUGCCAGGUUUCUUGACUUGAAACCUAUAGUGCAAGGGGUGUGCCGCUUGUUACUUAGCAGGCAAAUGAUUUUAUUUCCAUUGACUAGAUAGAGAAGCUGUUGUUACACUGGCUUUCACCUGAUUCUGAUAAAAUUGUUUGAAGAAACCAUUGUUAGAAAUAUUUCUACAGACUUUAUUAAAACUCCUGAAAUCCUAAGCAGAUGACAACUCCCCACAGCACAGCUGGGCAUUAUCUUGUGAAUGCCGACAGCCUAGCCUGGGCUGUAGCCUCUCCUACAAAUGUAGAUCACAUGUUGGACUUCACCAGUAUUAAUCUUUCUCUUGCCAGUGAAACCUCAUUCGUAGUCUACAGAUCAGUCAGUCUCAUGACCCACAGCCACAUGAGUCCUUAAGAAAUUUAAAUUUUUCAGGAAGUCUUGCCAAAUUCUACAUGGCUGGGAAGACCUUUUUCUUUUUUUUUUUUAAACUGAAUGUAGUAUGGGCCCUUUUCCCAUUAAAUCAGCAGAAAUAAAACAGACCUUGCCACAAAUGACAUUCCUUUCUCAAAGGCAGUUUGUUGUACUGCUUGUGGUGUUCCGUCACUUACUAGAACUACUUCUGAGAACAAAUUUAGAAGGUAUUUUAAAAAACAAAGGAAUGAUGCAACUGUGCCAUAGGAGCAUUGGGGAUAAUUAAUCUGAGAAGUAGUUCUAAUGAAAUACUAAGUGAAUUUUAGCCUCCUUUUCUUCCUUCUUGGUAGUUUGUCCAAUGACGGUGUUGCUCUCCGUCACUUCACUGUAUAAUAUGGAGCAGAGAUUCUUGUUUAUGCUUGGUCAGUCCCUUGAAGUGUGCCAUUUUUUAUUUGUAGGUAUGAAAAAAUCAUUGUUACUGUACAGGUAGAUAGCAAUUUCAAUACACUGCUCAAGUCAUUUGCAAUACAAGAGCUGUUCAGCAGUCACGACCGCAAGCCAGCCUCCAGCACAGAUGAACACUAGCAGUCGCGGUGUUGGAGCACCCCUCCGGUGCCUGCCGUGCAGCUCGGACACUGCCUCGGCCCAGCCGAUCUGUGGAGCGGGCCAGGCCCAGCUCCCAGCCUGCGCCUGCCCGUGUGCAGGGCACCAUCAAAAGCCACACGCCAGAUAGAUACAGAGGUGAUCGCUGAGCUGCUGUGCAACAAGCAAGGUCAACUUCUGCCGAUAUUAAAAAGGGAUUGGUUUAAUCUUAUGUUUGGCUGCUCCUGCAACCCGCGUCCACCAUAUUCUAGUUUAAAACGGGUAAUUCACUUUUCUUUUAAGUAUUUCAUUAAAAAAAAAAUAAAUCAAAAGCUAUGGUCUAGAACCAUUUCUGCCAACUGCCUGCACAAAGCAAGACUUCAGCAAAUCAACACUACUAGCACAACGUGGUGUCUGAGGACAAAAAUCACAGCCAGCAUGUCCUGUCCUCACCCACGUUUUCCUCCUGUUUUUUUUCCUGUACACACAAACAUACCAUCUGACAGGCAUGCCCUUGGCUGGCACCUCGGGUCCAGUGCAGUGGCCAGGCAGCUGCAACAAUCCUGCCAACCUUCCUCUGAAGCCCCCCUGCUGCAGCGUGCGCCACAGAGGCUGGCCCACCACCUCGCCAGUGCAACUGGAAGCGGGGGGGCGGGGGGCUAGGAAGAAUAAGAGUAGACUAUAAAUCAGCUAAAAAUAAAUGAUUAGAUUUAGUUUUAGCUUUUCUUAGGUGGGUAGCAAUCCAACGUCCACGUCACCACUGCCAACAAAUCUUGACACUGUAUUAGGGGGACAAAUGCUGCUUUGGCUUGGGCACUUGAUUAGUGAGAAUAAGGUCAGUUCUUCCAAAAGGUGUAGAGGGGAUAUGCUACUUUGACUUAGAAGUAAACCAUGACCAAGCUUCAUUUACAUUACUAGCUGACCUCUGCUGUGAUGUACAGAACACACAAAAAAUUUUAGUAGUGCAGUUUUUAAUUACAAAGGAGGUAUUUUCAGUGGCAUGUUUUGCUUUUGUUUGCAUUUGUAACUAAGAAGAACCAGCUUUUCUGCUUGUUGCUGGUAUACUAUCAACUUGCUCUGCAACAAUAUAAUCAAUGUAACUUGCAAGAAUAUCCAUGUUCAUCACAUAGCACAGACAGAAGACAGGCUGGGAAGAAAUACAGAAAAAAAUAUCAGAAUUUCUUUUCUCAGGGUUCUGUUUUUCUAGCAAGUGUUAAGAUGGUAUGUAUUGCAGAUUUUUUUUUUUUUUUUCCUGAAUGAGGUUUUCAGGUGUAGGGUGCACUCAUUAAAUUUGACAGCUGUUUAAAGUUGUUCCUGAAGUUCACCUCAGCAGAAGCUUUCAAGGAUAUUUUGCAAAAAAAUAAAAAAGAGAAAUCAGCUUAAAGCUAAUUUAAUUAAUUUCAUGAGGGGGCUGCGGAGUGUAACUGCUUCUUAAUGUACAUGUACUGCAUAGGAUCUAGAAGAAUUUGCUGUGGAUUCUUUAAAACCUGUGUGCCGAUUAGUUCAGCUUAACUUUGUUUUUGUGGUAUUGAAGAAUUCUUCAAACAUCUGUGGUUUUAUCGACUUCGUAAACUUGUAUUCUGUAAAGUGCCAUAGGCCUUUUUUUUUCUUAAAAUUGUAGCAUAUUUAAAAAAAAAAAAAUAUAUAUAUAUAUAUAUAUAUAUAUAUAUAUAUACACAAACUUGUGUGAGAUGUGCAAUACCAGGAAUGGGUUUUGUUGUGGUUUUUUUUUUUUUUUUCCCUUCGUUUUUGCUUUUAAACAAGAUAUUUGAAAAGGGACGUCCCAGGGAAGAAGUGGCUGGAGUUUGGGUGGUGUGGACAAACUAAAGCAUAGAGUAAUGCAAUAGAAUCACUGAUUUUGAAGAUGAUUAACGCAACAGCAGUACCAGCAGCAACAGCAGCUUAAAGAUUUAACAAAAAUCUUUUCCAGACUGAUUUGAAGUACUCAGAGCAGUACUUCAGGCAAUUCAAAUAUAAAGCUGUGUCCAUCUCUGGUAACAUACAAUCAAAAAGGCUCAGCAAGGUUUCUUCAUGUGCUUUAUUUAUAAUGUGGCACUGCAAAAAACAUUGCUACUGAGCUAUUUCUGGUUUGUCUAUAUCACCGUUGUAUCUAUUUUACUCAAUAAAGUCCUCUGGAUUCUGAGAUUUUUUUUCAGCCAAAUCAUUUCCAUUUUGCAUUGUUAACCCACAUCAGAGUAUCUCACGUCCCAGUGCUAAACGGAGAGGAGUUCAAGUCUUCCUUGAAAGCGGUGGGCACUGGUGCCUACCUCAAGGAAAGUACAGAGCCCAACAAAAGCAGAGCAUGGCAGCAAGGUAUAGACCACAGCCGCUUUGUAUAGGAAGAGCAGCUGUGGCAAUCCAGCUAGAGUAGAUUUUGAGCCAUGGUUUAUUUGUGGUACUGUUUUUCUGUUCUUGAGUCACCACUAUGUACAUUUGUUAGCAUGAAUGAUGUACCUAAUGUGUUAUUUUUAAUCUAAAUUUCAAUUAAAAUGUGAGUUUUCAAACUUUAA